Coniosporium apollinis CBS 100218 is the source of this 942-nucleotide messenger RNA. RefSeq lists its product as uncharacterized. The record is from RefSeq and is a predicted model, not a curated record. Lineage: Eukaryota; Fungi; Ascomycota; Dothideomycetes. The transcript has 3 exons. Gene Ontology annotation, molecular function: oxidoreductase activity. The coding region runs from base 1 to 942 and encodes 313 amino acids.
AUGGACACCUCUCGCACCAUCAACCCCAAUGACCUGUUCUCCGCUAAAGGCCUGGUGAUAGCCAUCACCGGCGGCGGCAGUGGCAUCGGCCUCGCCCUCGCAAGCGCCCUCGCCCAAACCUCCGCCCAAAAGAUCUACCUCCUCGGCCGGCGCCUCUCCGUCCUAACGACCGCCGCCCAAUCCCUCUCUACCUCCCAGACCACGGUCAUCCCGCUCGAAUGCGACGUCACGUCCCCCUCCUCCCUCGCCGCGGCCGUCGCGCACAUCGAGCGUGACACGGGCUACCUAGAUGUCCUGAUCAACAACGCCGGCACCCUCGGCCCGCUGCAGCGCGAUAUCUACUCCGCGCAGACGGUCGAAGAGCUUCAGAAGACCAUGCUGCUCGGGGUCGAGGACGGCGGGUGGGCUGACACGUUCGCGGUGAACACGACGGCUGUUGUGGGGGCGAGCGCGGCGUUCUUGGGCUUGUUGGACAAGGGGAACGUGAGGCGGGGGUGGGAGGGUGGGAAGGUGGGGUUGGGGGAGACGAGGAAGAGGCAGCGGGAGGAGGGUGAGAAAGCUGGAGUGGACGAGGAGGAUGAGAGGAGUAGCCAGAUUGUCACGGUGGCGAGUAUCAGUGGGUUUAAUAGGCAUGUCACCGCUGGGCUGGCGUAUACGGCAUCAAAGGCUGGCGCGGUGAUGUUGGGGAAGACGCUCGCGACGCUGUUGGCGCCGUGGGGGAUUAGGAGUAACGUCAUUGCUCCGGGGGUGUAUCCAUCGGAUAUGACGGCUGGUUCAAAGGAUGUGUACCCUGUCAAUGAAGUCCCCGCGGGCCGUAAGGGCGACUUCGGUGAUAUGGCGGGCGUCAUCUUGUACCUUGUGGGCAAGAGCGGCGCGUACGUUAACGGUAACGUGCAGGUCACGGAUGGAGGAAGGCUGAGCAUGAUGCCUGGCACCUACUAG